Populus nigra (black poplar) is the source of this 1154-nucleotide messenger RNA. Its product is annotated as ATP-dependent Clp protease proteolytic subunit 6, chloroplastic. Gene Ontology annotation, biological process: protein quality control for misfolded or incompletely synthesized proteins. Gene Ontology annotation, cellular component: endopeptidase Clp complex. The transcript has 9 exons. Gene Ontology annotation, molecular function: ATP-dependent peptidase activity; ATPase binding; serine-type endopeptidase activity. The record is from RefSeq and is a predicted model, not a curated record. The coding region runs from base 196 to 993 and encodes 265 amino acids. NCBI's taxonomy places the organism in Eukaryota, Viridiplantae, Streptophyta, Magnoliopsida, Malpighiales, Salicaceae.
UUUUUCUUUACUCAGAAAUAAAAUACAAAGGAAAAAGAAAAGAAAAUUGUUUAAUUAGCAGCGCCAAGCGAAGCCGAAGAUUUCUCCGUGCCUGUCAGCUUGUAAAAUCUAAACCCCCUUCGCCAUCCCCCCAUCAAAACCCCCCACACACACAAUCCCUCUCUCAAACACUCUUGAGAUUAUUAUAGCUUCGAAAUGGUAGGAGCAUCAGCUAUUUCUGCCGCUGCUGCCAGCUUCUCUAUCUUUCCUCGCGCCAAAUCCCCUUCUCUUUCUUUAUUCUCUCACAGAAGAAACUCGGUGGUUUCUGCCUUGCCUAGACCCUAUAGUGAUUCUUCAACUAGAUUAUCCCUAAGGAUCGACGAGAAGGGUUUUCGUGAUGCUAAACAAAGUUAUGUCACAGUGGAAGCAAAGGGGGGAAAUCCGCCCAUUAUGCCAGCAGUGAUGACUCCAGGAGGACCUAUGGAUUUGUCAUCUGUGUUAUUUAGGAAUCGCAUAAUUUUCAUUGGGCAGCCAAUAAAUUCACAGGUGGCUCAACGAGUUAUAUCACAGCUCGUGACUCUAGCAACUAUUGAUGAGAAAACAGAUAUUCUGUUGUAUCUGAAUUGUCCUGGUGGAAGCACUUACUCUGUUCUGGCAAUUUAUGAUUGCAUGUCUUGGAUAAAGCCUAAAGUUGGCACUGUAUGUUUUGGAGUGGCUGCAAGCCAAGGAGCGCUUCUUCUUUCUGGAGGAGAGAAGGGAAUGCGGUAUGCAAUGCCUAAUGCACGUAUUAUGAUUCAUCAACCGCAGGGUGGCUGUGGGGGUCAUGUGGAGGAUGUGAGACGCCAAGUAAAUGAAGCAGUUCAAGCUCGUCAUAAAAUUGACCAAAUGUAUGCUACAUUCACUGGUCAACCCCUUGAGAAAGUACAGCAAUACACUGAGAGAGAUCGUUUCUUAUCCACUUCAGAGGCUAUGGAGUUUGGGCUCAUCGAUGGCAUCCUGGAAACAGAAUAUUAAACUAGGAUUUUACUAUUCACCGUCUUUGAAUGCAGUGGGAAGUUGGAUAUAAUUUUGAUGUGAUUGAGUUGCCCUCCACUUUUUAUUAGUUGUGAUCCUACGUUACCAAGUGGUAUUUUCAAUUUCAAUGCCAAUUAUUCCCCCUAUUUUGAUUUUACAAA